UGCCGCCUCCCUCUCUAUUCCGGCCCCAAGCAAAUAUAAUCCCAGGAGCAGGGAAAGAAGAAUAGGGAAGGAAUAGCCGGAUAGCUUCCUCUCAAACGCUUUCGUCCGGUAUCCCCCCCCCUCCUCUCCCUAUCCCUGCCUUCCUUGUUAGGGUUAGGGUCAGGUUUCUAUUUCGAAGGUCACGGAACGGGAUCCGAGAUCGAGGGUCUGAGCGGAUCCUCGGACGAUGCAGCCGGCCUCCUUCGAGAGCUCCCGCCCCCGCAAUGACCGGAGGACCGGAGCCGGCGGUGGCCCCCGUCCCCACCACCGCGCCUCUGCCGGUGGAAGCCGUCAGGAAUGGGUCCCCCGCGUAUCCGCCCCCGCCGCCUCCAUCCACCAGCCGCCGUCUUCUGGCGGUGAUUCCACCAACGUCCCCGGCCCUAAUCUCGGGCACCACCGCCAUCGGAACCACCACCCGGCACGUCCGGCCUUCGUGCCCCGCCCCGCGCCCCCGGCCGCAGCGCCGCAGGACGGGGUGGAUCGCGCCGCCGUGCCGCAGCUGGUCCAGGAGAUCCAGGACAAGCUUGCGAAGGGGGGCGUGGAGUGCAUGAUCUGCUACGAUAUGGUCCGCCGAUCUGCUCCGAUUUGGUCGUGCUCCAGCUGCUUCGCGAUCUUCCACCUCCCCUGCAUCCGGAAGUGGGCCCGCUCCCCCACCUCGGCCGACACCUCCGCCCCUACCGCUGCCGCUGCCCCCGAUGGCGGCGGCGGCGGGUGGCGAUGCCCCGGGUGUCAGUCGGUGCAGGCCACCCCGGCCAAGGACCUCACCUACACCUGCUUCUGUGGCCGCCGCCGUGAUCCUCCGAAUGAUUUCUACCUCACCCCUCACUCGUGCGGCGAGUCUUGCGGGAAACCCCUCGACAAGACUCCGCCAUCGUCUACCGAGGAUGACGACAGCCGUUGCCCCCACGUCUGUGUUCUCCAGUGCCACCCGGGCCCCUGCCCGCCCUGCAAGGCCUUCGCCCCCCGGCGGCCGUGCCCGUGUGGGAAGAAAACCAUCGUCCGGCGGUGCUCCGAUCGCAGCACCCCGUUAACCUGUGGCCAGCUGUGCAACCGCCUCCUUUCCUGUGGGCGCCACCGCUGUGAUCGUGUCUGCCACACCGGCGCUUGCAGCCCCUGCCGUUUCCUCAUCUCCGCCUCAUGCUUCUGCAAGAAGAAGACUGAGGUCGUGAUUUGCGGCAAUAUGGCGGUGAAGGGUGAUCUCCUGGAGAUGGACGGGCUCUUCUCGUGCGAUUCCAUUUGUGGGCGCACACUCUCUUGUGGGAAUCACCACUGCAGUGAGAAUUGCCAUCCGGGCCCAUGUGGCGAGUGUGAGCUCUUGCCCGGAAAGAUCAAAACUUGCCGCUGUGGAAAAACUGAAUUGAAGGAGGAGAGGGAAAGUUGCUUGGAUCCGAUCCCUACCUGUCCGGAGAUUUGUGAAAAGCUCCUCAUUUGUGGGCUUCAUCGAUGCAAAGAGAAUUGCCAUGAGGGGUUCUGUCCGCCGUGUUUGGUUCAGGUCGAUCAGAAAUGCCGCUGUGGAUCGUCGAGCCGGACCGUGGACUGCUACAAGGUUUCAUCAGAAAGGGAGAAGUUUGCUUGUGAUAAGCCAUGUGGUCGGAAGAAGAAUUGCGGGAGGCACCGGUGCAGUGAGCGCUGCUGCCCAUUGUCCAAGCCAAGUGCCCAGCUCUCAGGGGAUGAUUGGGAUCCACAUCUUUGCUCGAUGCCCUGCGGGAAGAAGCUUCGAUGCGGGCAGCACUCGUGCCAGCUACUGUGCCACAGUGGCCACUGCCCGCCAUGUCUCGAGACCAUCUUUACUGAUCUUACCUGUGCUUGUGGGAAGACAUCGAUCCCACCGCCGCUCCCUUGUGGCACUCCAGUCCCUUCAUGCCCCCACCCUUGUUUGUUCCCCCAACCUUGUGGGCAUUCAGCCUCGCACACCUGCCAUUUCGGGGAUUGUCCACCAUGUUCGGUCCCCAUGGCGAAGGAAUGUAUUGGAGGGCAUGUGUUGCUGAGAAACAUACCUUGUGGGUCGAAGGACAUUCGUUGCAACCAGCUCUGUGGUAAGACUCGGCAAUGUGGAUUGCAUGCUUGUGCGAGGACUUGCCAUCCUGCUCCUUGUGAUACUUCGGGUGGCUCUGGCUCUGGCUCUGUCUCUGGGUUGAAGGCUUCGUGUGGGCAGGUCUGUGGUGCUCCUAGGAGGGAUUGCAAGCAUACUUGCACUGCUCCAUGCCAUCCUUUGGCACCCUGCCCCGAUCUGAGGUGUGAAUUCCCUGUUACCAUCACUUGUUCUUGCGGCCGGCUAACCGCCGGUGUGCCCUGUGGAGCUGGAGGCAGCACAAGUGGGUUCAAUGUAGACCCAGUGAUUGAAGCCUCUAUCAUUCAGAAGCUCCCUGUUCCUUUACAGCCAGUGGAAGCCAAUGGGAAGAAGGUGCCUCUCGGACAGAGAAAGCUCACCUGUGAUGAGGACUGUGCAAAGCUGGAGAGGAAACGGGUCCUUGCGGAGGCUUUUGACAUAACUCCCCCUAACUUGGAUGCCUUGCAUUUUGGGGAGAAUGCUACAGCAUCAGACUUGCUUGCUGACCUCUUCAGACGAGAACCGAAGUGGGUCUUGGCUGUCGAAGAGAGGUUGAAGUUCAUGGUGCUUGGAAAAGCCAGAGGAGGUGCUUCGAGUGGCCUCAGAGUCCAUGUCUUCAGUCAUAUGGUGAAGGAGAAGAGAGAUGCUGUUAGGCAGCUAGCUGAGAGAUGGAAACUCUCAGUCCAAGCAGCAGGUUGGGAACCGAAGCGGUUCCUUGUAGUUCAUGUUACACCGAAGUCCAGGUCUCCUGCUCGGAUCCUGGGCUCUAAACCCGGCAUUCCGGUAACUGCUUCCCAUCCACUGGCUUAUGAUCCCCUGAUCGACAUGGAUCCUAGGCUUGUCGUUGCAAUGCUAGACUUACCCAGGGAUGCAGAUAUAAGUGCAUUAGUUCUGAGGUUUGGUGGAGAAUGUGAGCUGGUGUGGUUGAAUGACAAGAAUGCCUUGGCUGUUUUCGGGGAUCCAGCAAGGGCAGCGACUGCUCUAAGGCGGUUGGAUCAUGGGUCUCCUUACCAGGGUGCUGUAGUGGUUCUUCAUAAUGCUGGGGCAUCAGGUCCUUCGGCGAGUAAUGCAUGGGGAAUGGGAUUGAGGGAAGGGGGAGUGACUGCAAAGAGCAGCAAUCCAUGGAACAAGGCUCUUGCCUUGGAAUCAGAUUCAUGGGGCAGGGACUGGUCUGGCAGGCCAGAUGCAGCAGUGCCUGUGCCUGUGUGGAGAGGCAACGCAGCUGCCCCAAUCUCAGCUUCAUCAAACCGGUGGAGUGUUCUCAAUUCAGAUAUGGGUAUGAAUUUGGUGUCAUCUGACUCAGUGGAGGAUCGUGGUUCGGUUCCUGGGUUGGAAGGUGGUGUGGUGAUGGAUUCAAGAGCAGCAGGUGGUUUAAGUUCAGUAGGGCAGGGUAAUGGAGUUGCCAACGUUGAGAUGCCUGAAGAGGUGGAGGAUUGGGAAGAAGCUUAUGAGUAAGAGCAAAGCAGGUUUUUGGAAGUGUGCUUGCUUCCUUGAAUCUUUUUGUUGCCUUUUUUUUGGAUUGGCAAGAUUGUCCAGAAUCAGUGCUUGAUGUGAAGUGUUAUACAUGGGUGGUUAUAUACCUAUUGUGCAUCUGAAGUCAUCUUAUUCAUUCCUCUAUGGUUACCUUUUUGUCCUAGUUCAGUGGGGAGAAUCAUACAUUUUGUUUUAAUCAAAUUGCUGAAGUUCAUCUUGUCUUGAUUACUAUUUUCUUCACACUCGGUAUCCAAAUGUUACAUUUUUUAAUAUGAUGAAUGAGGAGCUAUUGGUUCUCUUCA
Messenger RNA from Elaeis guineensis (African oil palm), 3864 nucleotides. Its product is annotated as NF-X1-type zinc finger protein NFXL1. Lineage: Eukaryota; Viridiplantae; Streptophyta; Magnoliopsida; Arecales; Arecaceae. Gene Ontology annotation, cellular component: nucleus. Gene Ontology annotation, biological process: regulation of DNA-templated transcription. Gene Ontology annotation, molecular function: DNA-binding transcription factor activity, RNA polymerase II-specific; zinc ion binding; RNA polymerase II transcription regulatory region sequence-specific DNA binding. The record is from RefSeq and is a predicted model, not a curated record.